AUGGCAGUGUCUGUAGGCCUGCAGCCUUCCGCUGCCGUGAAAACCCUACGGAAGCAGUGGCUAGAAGUGUUGGGUGCCUACCAAUAUGUGCUCACUUUCCUCUUCAUGGGCCCUUUCUUUUCCCUUCUUCUCUUCUUUCUCCUCUUCACGUCACUCUGGUUGUUCUCUGUUCUCUACUUGGUGUGGCUCUACCUGGACUGGGACACACCCAGCCAAGGUGGAAGGCGUUCUCAAUGGAUGCGAAAGCUGAUGAUGUGGAAACACCUAAGGGAUUAUUACCCUGUCAAGCUGGUGAAAACAAGAGAGCUGCCCCCAGACCGGAAUUAUGUGCUCGGCGCUCACCCACAUGGGAUCAUGUGCCCUGGAAUCUUCUGUAAUUUCUCCACCGAGGGCAAUGACUUCUCCCAGCACUUCCCCGGGCUUCAGCCCUGGUUAACUGCGCUGGCUAACCUCUUCUACUUCCCGGUCUACCGAGAAUACCUCAUGUCCAAUGGAGUGCGUCCCGUGAGCCGCCAGAGCCUGGACUUUAUCCUGUCACAGCCCCAGCUUGGGCAGACCGUGGUCAUUAUGGUUGGGGGUGCCCAUGAGGCCCUGUAUGCCAUCCCAGGGGAGCACUGCCUGAUGCUCCGGAAGCGCAAAGGCUUUGUGCGCCUGGCGCUGAGGCACGGGGCCUCCCUGGUGCCCGUGUACUCGUUUGGGGAGAAUGAUGUCUUCAGAUCCAAGGCUUUUGCCACUGACUCUUGGCAGCAUUGGUGCCAGGUCUCCUUCAAGAAGCUCAUGGGCUUUUCCCCUUGCAUCUUCUGGGGCCGCAGUCUGUUCUCGGCCAGCUCCUGGGGCCUGCUGCCCUUUGCCAUGCCCAUCACCAGUGUAGUGGGCCGCCCCAUCCCUCUGCCCCAGUGCCUCUACCCCACUGAGGAGGAAGUCGACCACUAUCACAUGCUCUACAUGGAGGCUCUGGAGGAGCUGUUUGAGGAACACAAGGAAAGCUGUGGCGUUCCUGCUUCCACCCGCCUCACCUUCAUCUAG
Cynocephalus volans (Philippine flying lemur) is the source of this 1026-nucleotide messenger RNA. RefSeq names its product monoacylglycerol O-acyltransferase 3 (gene MOGAT3). The transcript has 7 exons. The record is from RefSeq and is a predicted model, not a curated record. Gene Ontology annotation, biological process: triglyceride biosynthetic process. The coding region runs from base 1 to 1026 and encodes 341 amino acids. Lineage: Eukaryota; Metazoa; Chordata; Mammalia; Dermoptera; Cynocephalidae. Gene Ontology annotation, cellular component: endoplasmic reticulum membrane. Gene Ontology annotation, molecular function: diacylglycerol O-acyltransferase activity.